UUGUGUCUCAAGAAUAGGCAUAGUAUAUAAGUACUACUUAUAAUAGAAGGUAUAAUUUUUCAACUCAACAAAGCCCGCUGCAUUGCUUGUUUAAAAUCAAGAAUCCUCAGCUCGAUUAUUUUCUCUCAUCAUUAAUCUCUCGUCUCCAUAUUUCUCUGGUGAAAAAUGGAAUUCUCUCAAGCAGACUACAUCAAUGAUGACUCUCACCAUAAUUCUCAUAAGCUUGAUUACUUUAACAGCUUCAUUUCUUAUGAACUUCCUGCACACGUUGCAACAAAAAAGGAACUGAAGAUAAAAGAUGUGGUGAAGGAACAUGUGCUCUCUUUCCUUCCUGCUAAAUCGCUUAUGAAGUUUAGGUCUGUGUCCAAAGAAUGGGAUAAAUGGAUAGCUAGCCCCUUAUUAGCCCAUCAACAAAGUUUCUCUUGCCAGAGUUUUUCAGGCUACUUCUAUCAGGAAUCAAUAUCCAACACUAUGUUUUUAUCUCUGGACCAUUCUACAAUUGGAGUUCCUAGCCCAGCUCUUGAGUUCUUGCCUGAAGUUGUCAAAAUUCUAAGCUCUUGCUGUGGGUUGCUCCUUUGUCAGGGGUUAGACAAGUAUUAUGUUUGCAAUCCUGCAACACGAGGCUGGAAAAUGCUCCCUCCUCCUCAGUAUUAUCAUGGGGAUGAACCGGCAAUUGUUCUUGCAUUUGAGCCUUCUCUUCAUAACAUUGAGGCAUAUUAUCAUGUUAUCUGUGCAUUUCCUAUGAUUGGUCAGCCAGUUAUCUGCUUUGAUAUUUACUCUUCAGAAUCAAAUUCUUGGAGCUGCUCUUCUGCACACUGUACUGAUUUAGGAAAUCCGCGUCUUGUUGGUGGGGGUUUGUUUAUGAAGGGGGUAGCUUACUAUGAAAUGAAAUCAAAUCAAGUAUUGGCCUUUGAUGUAAAAGAAGAGAUUCCUGCAAUUAUAUCUUUACCUGUUCAAGUUGGGAGGCAUGGAUCCUUAACACAGAUGGAAAGUGAGGUGUGCUACGUUACUGCUAAUAACGAGAGUGGAAAUGUUUUCAUAAUAGAUAUCUACCAAGGCAUGGAAAUGAGCCUGAAGCGCAGUGUUAUCAUCAAUCUUGGACCUGAUAGGAGUUUUACUCAAGCGUGCGAGGUACUACCCUGUGUUAACAGUGAUGCUGUGGCGAUUCAUGUUGACGGAUUCAUAUACUUUUAUCACAUCAGGGAGCAGAAAGUUGAGUUUAUAACAAGUCCAGGAGGUAGGGGUCUUGGCAAAAAGUUCCUGCCUUACAUAAACAGCCUUGGUAUGAUACAUUGAGCUGAAGGAGACUUGAUUCACUAUGUUCAUUGUUUUUCCCUACAGUAGAAAAUCACUGAUUUUACACUUCUUUGAAGUCUCUGAUUACAUUGUGGCUUGGAUGAUGUAUAAAAACGAAUAUGUACGUUCUCUCUUUUGGUACAUAAACGAUUUUGAGUAGUGAAAUUUCUUGGAAUGUAAUGUCGGUUAUUGUUUACCUAU
This is a messenger RNA of Solanum dulcamara, 1497 nucleotides long. RefSeq names its product F-box protein At5g49610-like. Lineage: Eukaryota; Viridiplantae; Streptophyta; Magnoliopsida; Solanales; Solanaceae. The transcript has 3 exons. Gene Ontology annotation, molecular function: protein binding. Bases 166 to 1296 code for a protein of 376 amino acids. The record is from RefSeq and is a predicted model, not a curated record.